AUGCGUUUCGCCACUCUUGCCGCCGUCGCUGCCUCCCUCUUUUCUGCAGCCUCUGCUGUGCAGUACAAUGUUACUGUUGGUCCCAACAACACCAACACAUACGACCCCUCCUCAAUUACUGGAGUCGUAGCUGGUGAUGUUAUCUCCUUCCGAUUCGUCUCCAAGAGCCACAGCGUAACGCAAUCCACCUUCGAUCAACCUUGUGUUGCUAGAGCCGGUGGUGUGGACUCUGGCUUCUUCCCUGUCGACGCCGCAGCUACUUCGUUCCCUGAAUGGACGAUUCAGAUUGAGAACGCCUCCGCGCCCCUGUGGUUCUUCUGUGCCCGUGCUCCUCACUGCACAGCGGCUGGAAUGGUGUUCGCCAUCAACCCCACCGCCGAACGCACAUUCCAAGCCUUCCAAGCAACCGCUACUGGCGGCGCUGCAGGCAACACCGGCACUACCACCACUGGUACCAACACGACCACCACCGGCACGGAUGGCGGCGCCGCUGACCCCGCCACGACCGACUCUGGCGCUCUCUCCCUCUCAGCACACAAGCUCACUACCAUGCUUGUGGGUAUUGCCCUUGUCGCUGGCUUCUCACUAUGA
Molecule: messenger RNA, 591 nt
Organism: Cyclocybe aegerita
Lineage: Eukaryota; Fungi; Basidiomycota; Agaricomycetes; Agaricales; Hemipholiotaceae
Source: the annotation of a GenBank genome assembly